AUGACUGUAGUCUCGAAUGAUCCCAUUUGGUGGCCAAUCAUCAAUACGAGCAUUAUUGCCAGCUAUUUUGUAGUCGCUGCCUCUGCCGGGAUAAUGUACGAUUGGGCGCUUACGUUUGGACAAGAAGUUGAAUUGAUCUGGAGGCAACGCUGGUCCUUGAUGACCUUUCUCUAUCUCAGUGUGCGCUAUGCUGGAAUAGGAUAUGCUGUGAUGUACACACUGAGCCUUGUCAUAUACGACGUAUAUGAUUGGACGGGUGACGUUGUAGAGGUAGCACUGGGCGUCAUCAUGAUCGCUCGGUUACAUGCCAUGUAUCAGCAAUCCAGACAGGUGCUGAUAUUUCUCAUUGUCACCUUUCUGGCCAUCAGCAUCGCCAAUGCAGUGAUGGGCGCAAUAUUGACGAUGCAGAUCACAGGGGAGGAAUUUGUUCUCUCUGGCACCCAUCAUUGCAUAAUUGGCUACGCGGGAGAUUUCACAUUUUUGGUUCCCAUGACUGGGAUACUUGGCAUUGUAUGGGAGGUCCUUGCACUGUGCCUCGCGAUUUGGAUUGCUGUAAAGCACUUCCGUGAACUGCGACUACACUCAUCAGGUGGUAUUAUCGGAGACUGUUUCGCGGUGUUAAUUAAAACUCACGUGAGUUACUUUGCAAGUUAUUUGAUCAUCUCUUGCUUCCAGAUCGCUUUGUUCUCUCCAACGCUCUCAGCGGACAUGAAUUCCCUGGACACUCAGAUUUAUUCUGGUCUUGGUCAGAUAUUUGAGCUUGUGCAGUUGUUUGUGCUGGGACCACGCCUGAUCCUCGGUGUUCGAGAAUAUCACGCUGAGCUCGUGGCGAACUCUGAUACAGCAACCGCUAUGACUUCGAUUGCUUUUGAGGAGCGCGUCCACGUGUCAACCAGCAGUAGUGUGUAG
Messenger RNA from Suillus subalutaceus, 909 nucleotides. RefSeq lists its product as uncharacterized. The transcript is spliced from 12 exons. The coding region runs from base 1 to 909 and encodes 302 amino acids. The record is from RefSeq and is a predicted model, not a curated record. NCBI's taxonomy places the organism in Eukaryota, Fungi, Basidiomycota, Agaricomycetes, Boletales, Suillaceae.